AUGAGUGAAGCCGCAUCAACAUUGUCGCCAGCGGCUGCGUCUGCGCUUGCCACUGCCGCCGCCAUCGAGGCUGAGGCUGCUUCCAUCGACGCUGCUACUGCUACUACUGUUGCUGCUGCUUCUGUUGAUACCACCACCGGAGCGACUGCUGGUGGAGCGUCGGCUGCUGCGCCUGAGAUGGCCUCGCCAGUCACCAUUGCCGCCGCCGCUGUUGCCGCUGCCCAGGUCGAGAUCGACCUCAGCGCAGCAUCGGCAAAGGCAGCUGCUGACUAUGCGCAGUUCCUCCGGUUUGAAAACCUCGGCGAAAUUACCGCGGUUGCAACGAACGUCGACGACAUGCUCAAGAAGCUGGACGAAAUGCGCUCCUUGUCCGAAACGCUGCAUCGCGACUCGCUCGUCACCAUUCAGACACAUCUGCCGUACUUGAUGAAGAACACGGCAAAGUUGCAAGGACUAUUCGCCUACAUUGAACAAGUCGAGAAAUACAUCAACCACAUCAAAGGAUUUGUCAGCAGGCUGGAAGAGCGAUUGGAUCAAGCAGAGAAGGACUUUCAAUCACGGUCCAUCAAGAAGGUCUUUGACGGCUUCAAGCUCCCCUCGCUUUUUGGCAAAAAAUCCAUGGAGGUGCCAGUGGCCGCGCCGCCCGGCCGGUUCCAUCCCGUCGAGGUGUUUGCCACGGAGGACUACUUUCCCGCGCGAGAGUCCGACGUUGUCGCUGAAAGCGAUUUGGCAGCUGCUGCUGCAGUCCAAUCUUUUAUCUCUCCUUCUGAAUCACACUGCUGCUCCAAUGCCAAACCAGCUGAAGCGCUCAAUGAAGCCGCUCGGGCAGCUCGUCCUCUCGCUCGUCCGCCGCGCAACCACGCCGCUCACCAGCGUCCAGCUCUUCGCCGUGAGUCCUUUAUCGCCCCCCCCUUUGUGAUUCUGGUCGGCGAGGACAACAUCAUCUCUGCGUCAAAGCUCAAGAACGACGUCCUGCGCAAGCUGGUCCAGGAGCGCAUGCUCGUCGUUCGCCCAGUGUUCUCGGCAAAGCAGCUGGGACGACAGCCCAAGGACGUCCACCGGCAGAAGGGCAUCACGUACGGCUAUGCGCUCAAUCCGACGUACGCAAUGCGCGGCGACGUUGCCAAGCACGGAUUGCUGCGCGCGGCCACUGCGGCCAACAAGGUCGCCGCAGAGCGCUACCGCAACGUUCUCCGCAAUGCUGCAGUGCUGCACAAGGUCGCGCGCAAGGCGCUGCCGCUCACGUUCGGCGCAUCGCAGAUGCAGCCGUUUGUUGCGCACCGCCUCUCGCGAAUCGGCUACGUGUCGCCGUUCAAGGACGCCAAAGAAGAGCGCCGUAUUGCUGACAAGCUGCACAAUGCGCUCGUCAAGAAUCCCGUGCGUGCAAAGGACUUGCUAGACAGCGCGCACGUCGAAUACGUCAAGGCUGUGAAAACCCGCAUGCGCAGCAACCUGAAAGCCGAGACCUAUCUUGCGCUGCAGCCGUCCAACCUCAUGCUCCCAACAGAGCAAGCCGUGUUUGCCGUCAAGCCUGUGGACAAGGCCGCCAACCGCUUUGCGCUGCGCGAGUUUGCCUCGCUGCAGGAGGCUGUCAUGCUCGACCAGACCGAGCUCAAGCGCGUCGCCAAGGCGCCCGUCGUCCCCGCCAAGGACAAGUUUAUCGCGCAGCAACGAAGCGAACUGUUGCCCGAGUUCCAGCAACGUUUCACGCAAUCCCUGGAGGAUCAGCGACGCAACGGAACAGCAGAGACAAUGGAGCGCGUUCGCGGCUUGGUCAGCGAGUUGCACGAGCACGAUCGCAUCCCGCGCACGGGUCCUGCCGCUCUCCUGCAUCAACGGCUCGAGGCAGCCGUCCAAGGUCGCUCCGCACCCCGCUUUGUCGCCCAGCCAAUUCGACACAGCGCAUAUCUGAGCAUGCGCCAGCAGACCCAUGCCCAGCAGCUCGAGUUGGUCAACACGGCACGUUCGCACAAACCCGACUCUACCACAGCAUUUGCCUCCCCAGCAACACGGCGAUCCGAAGCAGCGGCGGCAGCAGCUCCCGCAACAGCAGCAACAGCAGAAGGCCGAACAAAACAACCUCGCGCCUCGCCAUACGAUACCACCGAGGCCUCCGCUCUUCUCGACUUUGUUUUUCCCAAGGCUUCGACAGCUGCACGAUAA
Molecule: messenger RNA, 2163 nt
Organism: Capsaspora owczarzaki ATCC 30864
Lineage: Eukaryota; Filasterea; Ministeriida; Capsasporidae
Exons: 7
Coding region: 1-2163 (720 amino acids)
Cellular component (GO): BLOC-1 complex
Source: RefSeq, a predicted model, not a curated record